Molecule: messenger RNA, 1284 nt
Organism: Neltuma alba
Lineage: Eukaryota; Viridiplantae; Streptophyta; Magnoliopsida; Fabales; Fabaceae
Product: BTB/POZ domain-containing protein At3g09030-like
Exons: 2
Coding region: 1-1284 (427 amino acids)
Biological process (GO): protein homooligomerization
Source: RefSeq, a predicted model, not a curated record
AUGGAUGUGGCAACCUCUGCCUCUAGUUAUGUGACCUCUCCGGACGACCGUAUCAAGCUCAACAUCGGCGGGAAGCUCUUCGAGACGACGCUAGCCGUACUUCGUUCCGGUGGUUCGGAUUCCCUACUCACCGCCCUCUCCCUCCUUGACACCAGCAAUAACCACCCUGUUUUCAUUGACCGCGACCCCGAGAUCUUCUCCGUCCUCCCCUCUCUCCUCCGCACCAAGCAGCUCCCUCCACAGCUCGUCGUUUCUCCAAGCAAGAACUCGCCGAUGAAGCCCUUUACUACGGCAUCGACGCCCAACUCAGACGAAAUUGAUUCGAUUUGCCGUGUCUGGCCCGAAAUUGCGGCUAUAGGGUCAGAAUCCAACGCGGGACUGCACUUCUACGAUUUCUCCGAUGGGCGCAACAUCGGGACGGUUCAGUGGACUGAUCCUUCUGAUCCCCGUAUCUUCAAGGCCCGAGUGAACGCAAUAGCUGGCUCAGAGAGUUCCAUUUUUGCGGCGUUUGAUUGCCCGCACAGAGAGAAUUGUGUCCUUGAAGUAGAUAAAACAAAGCUUCAGAUCGUGUCUCAGCUCGCUAGACAAUCUGGUAAUCAGGCUAAGCAUACGGUUCCUGGGAAGCUGACGUGGGUACCCCAGACCAGCGUGAUUGUCGGAAGUGCAGUUACGAGCGGGGCUUUUGGAUACUCUGGCUACAUCAGAUUGUGGGACCCUCGUUCCGGCGAGGUGGUGUGGGAGACGAAUGAGCCGGGUGCAGGUAGAAGCAGUAGGUUUGGGGAUUCGUUUGCGCGCGUGGACGUCGACGUGGAAGGCUUGGCUUUGUUCAAGCUCUGCUCUCAAUCCGGGGAUUUGGCAAUGGCGGGCAUGCGGCAUUUAAAAGAGGAUCCGUGGAUUUAUUUGCAAGAAAGGAACCCAAGCUUGGUGAACACCGGGAGAGUUAGCAGCAGUGUGAUUCAUUGUUACAGGAAGCAGGCGUUUGUCGGGAGAGAGGGUGAUUUAGAGGUUUGGUCCAGACUCGAAGGGAUGAAAAAUGGUGCAGAAAUAGCUGGUGGAGAUGCUGAGGGUUUGUAUAGAAGAAAUUUCGUGGAUAAAAUAGAGAAUUCAGAGAGGGGGGGAUUAUUAAGCAGAUCGAUGGUGGUGGGAACAGGUUGUUUAUUAGCAGAGAAGAGGUUGAAGGUAUUGAAGUAUGGGAGAGUUCUUGUUCUUCUGGCUCGAUUUCAGUUUUGUGAUGAAGGAAUUGUCAUGGCUAUGAGAAUUUGGUCUCAAACCGGCUUUAUUUAG